GGAUGAAACAAAUAAAUGAAAGAAGCCAGACUCGUGUUAACCGUCACGGCACGAACGGAUCCAGAGAGAACAGGCAACCUCCCCUGGGAUCCGGCAACCCAAGAAGUCGUUUAGCAUGAUAAACUCUUUCUCCGAGGUAUAACUGUAGAUCUCCGUAUUAUCGGAAGUAAACAAGAAAAGAAAUGGAGUACAGAAAAAUCAAAGGAGAGGAUGACGAUAGAGAUGCGGGCGUUGAAGAUGUUGAGAAAUUACGUGGAAAACCACUUUCGCUCUCAGAUAAUGUGGCCGCUAUAGGAGAAUCAAGAAUUGACAGAGCAAAGUGGAAACGCAAGUCAGUCGUUACUCUUGCGUUGACUGUUCUUACAAGUUCACAAGCCAUCCUUAUUGUUUGGUCCAAAAGAGCUGGCAAAUAUGAGUAUAGCGUGACUACUGCGAACUUUUUGGUGGAGACUUUGAAAUGUGCUAUAUCCCUCAUAGUCUUAGGAAAAAUAUGGAGAACAGAAGGCGUUACUGAGGAUAACAGGUUGACCACAACAUUAGAUGAAGUUAUAGUGUAUCCCAUUCCAGCAGCUCUUUACCUGGUUAAAAAUUUGCUCCAGUAUUACAUCUUUGCAUAUGUAGAUGCUCCUGGUUAUCAAAUAUUGAAGAAUUUAAACAUCAUCAGUACUGGCAUCCUUUACAGGAUUAUUCUUAAGAAAAGGUUAAGUGAGAUUCAGUGGGCUGCUUUUAUUCUACUCUGUGCUGGGUGCACCACUGCUCAGUUGAAUACAAAUUCUGAUCGUGUUCUUCAAACUCCCUUUCAAGGUUGGAUUAUGGCCAUCAUCAUGGCGCUCUUGAGUGGUUUUGCAGGAGUAUAUACGGAGGCUAUUAUUAAGAAGCGUCCUUCCAGAAACAUUAAUGUUCAAAACUUCUGGUUGUAUAUCUUUGGCAUGGCCUUCAAUGCUGUUGCCAUAUUGAUUCAAGAUUUUGAUGCAGUGAUGAACAAGGGGUUUUUCAAUGGAUAUUCUUUAAUCACCAUUCUCAUGAUUCUCAACCAUGCGCUCAGUGGUAUUGCUGUAUCAAUGGUAAUGAAGUAUGCUGACAACAUUGUGAAGGUGUAUUCUACUUCAGUGGCAAUGCUACUUACUGCGGUGGUUUCUGUUUUUCUCUUUGGCUUCCAUCUCUCCCUUGCCUUCUUCCUUGGCACAAUUGUUGUCUCUGUUGCAAUAUAUCUGCAUUCCGCCGGGAAGAUGCAAAGAUAGGCGGGGCUUCUGCCAUCCAUUUGCCAAUGCUGCACCUUUGUAUUCGAGUCGUUGUGGGCUCCUUUAAAGUGAAUUCCCUAAAUUACCAAUUUAUUGCCUCAGAUUUUAUUAUGAUAUAGUUCCGUGAAGAUCUCCGAAUAGACAAUAGGUGGGUGAUGCGAUUGAGUCUGUGAUGCCUCAGCAAACUCGAUUGAGUUCCAUAUUGUGCUCCAGCUAAUGUGAAAAUGAGGCUAGGAUCAAAUAUUGCGCCGUUGUAACGCUCCCUAUUCAAGGUCACCCGCAGCAUGUCUGCUU
Messenger RNA from Neltuma alba, 1535 nucleotides. RefSeq names its product CMP-sialic acid transporter 4-like. Gene Ontology annotation, cellular component: Golgi membrane. NCBI's taxonomy places the organism in Eukaryota, Viridiplantae, Streptophyta, Magnoliopsida, Fabales, Fabaceae. The record is from RefSeq and is a predicted model, not a curated record. Gene Ontology annotation, biological process: pyrimidine nucleotide-sugar transmembrane transport. The transcript is spliced from 15 exons. Gene Ontology annotation, molecular function: pyrimidine nucleotide-sugar transmembrane transporter activity. Bases 183 to 1241 code for a protein of 352 amino acids.